Molecule: messenger RNA, 1713 nt
Organism: Seriola aureovittata
Lineage: Eukaryota; Metazoa; Chordata; Actinopteri; Carangiformes; Carangidae
Product: H-2 class II histocompatibility antigen, E-S beta chain-like
Exons: 6
Coding region: 103-849 (248 amino acids)
Biological process (GO): antigen processing and presentation of exogenous peptide antigen via MHC class II; immunoglobulin production involved in immunoglobulin-mediated immune response; positive regulation of T cell activation
Cellular component (GO): membrane; MHC class II protein complex
Molecular function (GO): MHC class II protein complex binding
Source: RefSeq, a predicted model, not a curated record
CCUGGCAACAGGUGACGCUGCAGGUCAUGUGACCUCGUCCUCUGGUUUUUACAGCAGCUCUCAGUCCGACUGUGUCAGUGUUUGUCAGGUCAACAGAGGAACAUGGCUUCAUCCUUCCUCAGCUUCUCCCUCCUCUUCAUCGCUGCGUCCACAGCAGAUGGAUUUUGGCAUUAUUCAGUGGCUCGCUGUGACUUUAACUCCACUGAGCUGAACGACAUCACGCUCAUCUCCUCUACAUUCUACAACAAACUGGAGAUCACCAGGUUCGACAGCAGAGUGGGGAAGUUUGUUGGAUACACUGAGUUCGGAGUGAAGCAGGCUGAGGCCUGGAACAAAGGUCCAGAACUGGUUCAGAGCAGGAAUGAGAAGGAGAGAUACUGUGUUAACAACGUUGGAAUUGACUACCAAGCUGCUCUGACUAAGUCAGUUGAGCCCUACGUGGUCAUGAGCUCCACGACGCCCCCUGCUGGGAAACAUCCUGCCAUGUUGGUCUGCAGCGUCUUCGACUUCUACCCCAAACAGAUCAGAGUGAGCUGGCACAGAGACGGACAGGAAGUCUCCUCUGAUGUCACUUCCACUGAUGAGCUGGCAGAUGGUGAUUGGUACUACCAGGUCCACUCUCACCUGGAGUACACACCCAGGUCUGGAGAGAAGAUCUCCUGUGUGGUGGAGCACGCCAGCCUGAAGGAACCUCUGGUUACUGACUGGGAUCCGUCCAUGCCUGAGUCAGAGAGAAACAAGAUCGCCAUCGGAGCCUCAGGACUGAUCCUGGGUCUGAUCUUAUCUCUGGCUGGAUUCAUCUACUACAGGAGGAAGGCCCGAGGACGGAUCCUGGUUCCUACCAACUGAGACGGUCCUGUAUCCUGGACCUGAACCUGGACCUGUAUCCUGGACCUGAACCUGGUCCUGUAUCCUGGACCUGAACCUGGACCUGGUGCUGGUCCUGGUCCUGGUCUUGGUCCUGGUCCUAGUCUUGGUCUUGGUCCUGGUCUUGGUCCUGGUCUUGGUCCUGGUCCUGGUCCUGGGCCUGGUCCUGGUCCUGGUCCUGGUACUGGUCUUGGUCCUGGUCCUGUUGCUGCUUCUCAGAUGGAAGAAAAAUCAGCUGCUGCUUUAACCUGCUUUCUGUUUUCAGCUCAGACUCUCGGUGCUGCCACCUGCUGGACUGGCUGAACACCUGAGUCUUUAGACCUGGUCCAGGACCAUCACACUGUAAACCACAGUCCUGUUCAUUGGUCAGGUCUGAUCUGGACUCUGGUGUCUCAGCUGGACUCUGAUGGUCCUGGAUCAGGUCUGAUCUGGACUGUGGUGUCUCAGCUGGACUCUGACGGUCCCGGAUCAGGUCUGAUCUGGACUGUGGUGUCUCAGCUGGACUCUGACGGUCCUGGAUCAGGUCUGAUCUGGACUGUGGUGUCUCAGCUGGACUCUGACGGUCCCGGAUCAGGUCUGUUCUGGACUCUGGUGUCUCAGCUGGACUCUGACGGUCCUGGAUCAGGUCUGAUCUGGACUGUGGUGUCUCAGCUGGACUCUGAUGGUCCUGGAUCAGGUCUGAUCUGGACUGUGGUGUCUCAGCUGGACCUGAGUUCUGCUUCACCUGCUGCUUCGCUGUGUGAAUCACUGUUUUCCUCGGUGGUUCUGGUCUCUGAUCGUAUCUGAUCCAGUUUGAUUGAUUCUGUAUUUUUCUGCUGUAACAACAAUAAACAUCAGAAACUCUGA